AUGGCGACCAUUCAGCGAACGAGCAACACGCUCUCUGUGGCUUCGAAUCGGAGUUCCGAUGGCCAAUGCAAGCACCGCCAGAGCAUGCUGUUCCGGGAACUAGAAAUACUCCUCGAACUCACGCCCAGCACCUUCAGCUCACCACUUCUGGCUCUUCCAAGGGAAAUUCGCGACCAGAUAUUUGACUAUGUGUUACCCGACACCAGGAUUAAUCGUCCGGAACUUCACACAUGCCUGUGGGGAGCGGAAAUGUCAAAUGGAGAGCCCUGGAGACAUGACAUCUUCGGCUAUGGGCCCUCGGUAGCCAAGCCAUCGCGACUGCAACCAGAACUACUUCUCAUCAACAAGCAAAUACGCGCAGAGCUGAUGGAAAAUUACUUCAGCCGCAGCAAGCUCAAACUACAUGCCGAACUACGAAACACCCCAACGAACAAUGAAUAUUUUGAAUUCUCACAGCACAUCCUGAAGUUGCCCAUGUUGAAGCACGUAACGCACAUACGCUUUUACGUCGAAUGGAACUACACAACGCUCAAGAAUGGAGGAAGAGACAAGAUGCUGAAUGAUCAGGUCCGCAUGACAAUGAAUCUGCUAUGUGCAAUGGAUGAUAUCGCCUUGUCACUCCAAAACGUCGAAACCAUCGAGCUGUCUGUGCUCUUCUUCUGGAAAUUCCGAUCCGGAAAAAUGUACAGCCUUUCAAUGCAGGACCUCUUCGACCUCGAAGGAGUUUUCAAACGAUGUGCUGAGCUGCGUUGGCUUGGUUUACUCGGAGACAACGAACUACCUGGGAAGAAGACAAAAACGACUAGCACAUAUCUCAGCCCUGGCUCGGCAGCCACAGUUUCUUCGGCAGGUGUGGGCUACAAAAUGUCGACUGAACGCAAGGGCACUGAGCAAAGUGGUGGAAUGGAGAUUUGCGUUAGUAGGGAUCUGGAGGAUGCAAUGGAGGAGAGGAGGAAGAGUAGCGUGGACUUUUUUGGCAAUUAUGAGAUUGCAGAACCGUUACCGCAGCCAAGUUAUCGGCAUGGCACCAUGAUUUAG
This is a messenger RNA of Pyrenophora tritici-repentis Pt-1C-BFP, 1038 nucleotides long. RefSeq lists its product as uncharacterized. The record is from RefSeq and is a predicted model, not a curated record. NCBI's taxonomy places the organism in Eukaryota, Fungi, Ascomycota, Dothideomycetes, Pleosporales, Pleosporaceae.